Messenger RNA from Pteropus alecto (black flying fox), 5315 nucleotides. It is a transcript of the gene PCYT1A, whose product is annotated as phosphate cytidylyltransferase 1, choline, alpha. Gene Ontology annotation, cellular component: endoplasmic reticulum. The record is from RefSeq and is a predicted model, not a curated record. The transcript has 9 exons. Gene Ontology annotation, biological process: CDP-choline pathway. Bases 322 to 1425 code for a protein of 367 amino acids. Gene Ontology annotation, molecular function: phosphatidylcholine binding; choline-phosphate cytidylyltransferase activity. NCBI's taxonomy places the organism in Eukaryota, Metazoa, Chordata, Mammalia, Chiroptera, Pteropodidae.
UGACCAAGAUGCUGCUGCUUAAGAGGGGUUUGGGACCCAGGAGCAGUGAAUGCAAAGGGACUCUGACUUCGGAGAGCACGAGGUAGAGGUUGCUAGGGAACUAUGACCAAGGAAGUAUGAGGCAGUGACUGCGAAGGGACUGUGACCAAAGGCCAGUGACUCAGAAGAGACUCUGAUCUAUGGAUAGUGACUGUGAGGAGACUCUGACCUAAUGGAACAUGAAGCAACGGCUGUGGAGAAACUCUGACUAACUAGCAAUAAUUUCGAGGGGCUGACUUCGAGAAGAGUGUGGGACCAGUGUAGUGAACAUGUUAAAAUAAUAUGGAUGCACAGAAUUCAGCCAAAGUCAACACAAGGAAGAGGAGGAAAGAGGCACCUGGACCCAAUGGAGCAACAGAGGAAGAUGGAAUUUCUUCAAAAAUUCCACGCUGUGCAGUUGGCUUACGGCAGCCAGCUCCUUUUUCUGAUGAAAUUGAGGUAGAUUUUAGUAAACCGUAUGUCAGGGUAACGAUGGAAGAAGCCAGCAGAGGAACUCCUUGUGAGCGGCCUGUGAGAGUUUAUGCAGAUGGAAUAUUUGACUUAUUUCAUUCUGGUCAUGCCCGGGCUCUGAUGCAAGCAAAGAACCUUUUCCCUAAUACAUACCUCAUUGUGGGAGUUUGCAGUGAUGAGUUAACGCACAACUUCAAAGGCUUCACAGUGAUGAAUGAAAAUGAGCGCUACGAUGCAGUGCAGCACUGCCGCUAUGUGGAUGAGGUGGUGAGGAAUGCCCCCUGGACCCUGACACCAGAGUUCCUGACAGAACACCGGAUUGAUUUUGUAGCCCAUGAUGACAUCCCUUAUUCUUCUGCUGGUAGUGAUGAUGUCUAUAAGCACAUUAAGGAAGCAGGCAUGUUUGCUCCAACACAGAGGACAGAAGGUAUCUCCACAUCAGACAUCAUCACACGAAUUGUCCGGGACUAUGAUGUGUAUGCCAGACGGAACCUACAGAGGGGCUACACGGCAAAGGAGCUUAAUGUCAGCUUUAUCAACGAGAAGAAAUACCACUUGCAGGAGCGGGUUGACAAAGUAAAGAAGAAAGUGAAAGAUGUGGAAGAAAAGUCAAAAGAAUUUGUUCAAAAAGUAGAGGAAAAAAGCAUCGACCUCAUUCAGAAAUGGGAGGAGAAAUCCCGAGAAUUCAUUGGAAGUUUCCUGGAAAUGUUUGGUCCAGAAGGAGCGCUGAAACAUAUGCUGAAAGAGGGGAAAGGCCGGAUGCUGCAGGCCAUCAGUCCAAAGCAGAGUCCCAGCAGCAGCCCCACUCGUGACCGCUCCCCUUCCCCCUCUUUCCGAUGGCCCUUCUCUGGCAAGACUUCCCCGCCUUCUUCCCCAGCGAACCUCUCCAGGCACAAGGCUGCAGCCUAUGAUAUCAGUGAGGAUGAAGAAGACUAAUUUGUCAUCCCUCCUUUCGUCUCCCCUCCCUCUGUCCCAUCAUUUUCAAAAGCUCUCUGUUGAAUUCCAAAUUGUGAUCCCAACACUAAACCUAAGGACAGUUACAAAGGAAAAACAAUUGGGGCAAGAGGACUUAGGAUGGGGGGACCAGACAACCCAUCCUCCAGGUGGCAUCACCCACCCACUCCAAGAAGGAGGCUGACUAUACCUUAGAAGCCUGUUCUGCUUUCAUAUACCCUCCCCACAGACUUUGCUUUACCGUUUAUGUUCAUGUGAUCUUGACAGGGAAAUUGUCAUUUUUAUUAAUUUUUUAAAAAUUAGUCUUUCAAAUGUAGUAAGUAGAACUAAUUUUUUGCCCGAGAAGUGGGCAGAAGGAAGCCGUGUAAUACCCAAAGGCCUUUUCUUCCUGAUACGCUCUAGUGUUUGCCUUCUGUUCUGAGGCAAACUGGCUUGCCAAGUCCUUCAAUCAAUGAGCCAUGCUGAUGGGUGAUUGGGAGUGGGGAUGGGGGAAUAUAAUUUUGGUUUCCUUUUAAAAAAACGCUAAAAGCUGGGCAACAGUCACAAGUACCCUAAAUGUACUGCUGGCACAUGUGUCAAUGUGGCUGUGGAAGGAAGGAGAUAUGAGCCUAACUUUUCUUACUCCCUGAGGAGUUUCUUGUUGGACCCAAUGGGGUCCAUGAAGACACUGAUGGGGAUGGAACAAGACCUCAUAGCAUCAGCCGAAGUUUUUCUGCUGUGUUCAUCUUCUCAGAAAAUUCUUUUGCCCAGUUAUUUGGGAACUCUUGUCAGUCUCUUUCUUGCAAUCUACCUUUGAAGAAAGGAACACUUACAGGUUUAUUGUGAUCGAGGAAGAGAGUGGGACAAUACUCAAUUCUAUACAAAGUCAAUUUAGAUUCAUUUUCCCCCUGGAGUAAGUCCCUGGCCCUGCUGCUCCUAUUUCUAUGCCUAUUUCCUAGUGUUUUACAAAGGAUACUUUGUAAAUGUCUGCAGUUUAAACAUGAUCUGUUAAUCUGUGUUGCUCAUAGCCAUAUUGAAUAUUUAGAGAGAUUAGCACAGAACAUAGAGUCAGAAGCGUAAGGAAUCCCCCCUGCACCACUUCCUAAAGCCUUAAUUUGACCUUUGUCCCUCUUAAAAAUGUUCUUGACUGGAACCAGUGCCCCACACAGUAUUUCAUUCCCUCUGAGAGUGGCAGCUGACAGGGACUUACUUCCCUCCAACACCCCUCCAGCAAGCCAUAAUGCAAGUGUUCACAGUAGAAGAGUAUGGUAGAUUCUUUCCCUCUCCCACGUGUGCCUGGUGGGUAUGGUCCCACCUCCCCCUGUUAGGUUGCCCGGGGGAGGGAGUGGGGAAGGUUCAUCACUUAAAUUUCACAUCAGAGAAUGCUGAUGCUUAACACUUCCUUUUGAGUAUGAGCUCAUUUUAAACUUCCAGCAUCCUACAGCUUCAUGACCUAGCAGAUCAUCGUCGGUCAAUAAUCCUGUGGCUAGGUUCAGCGGAAGAUAGCUUAUAUCCAGGCCCCACCCUGUCACUCAUAAAUACCCCUUGUGGGGGUGGAGUUUUAGUGUUUUCAACUAGGAAAACCACAUUUUAUCUUUUAUUGCCCCUCUGUUAGGGCUGUGAGCAUCUCAUAAUCACCUCCGUAAACACUUUUGGUAAAACCUACCUGCCUGCACAGCAGGACUACAGUAGGUUCUUAAAACUUAGACCACCCAGAAGCAGAUCAUGGCAGAGUAGAAGGACAAAGAGAGGGAAACCUCUUGUCCUGAUGGCCUGUGAAAACUACAUUUCUAACCCUUCUCAUGAAGUGCUAUUUUUACUAUCAAAUCCAGUUUACACAAUCUUUGGCUUGGAAUCCUUUUUGAAACAGGUGAAGUUAAUGUUUGCCUACAUUACUCAGCUUCAUAUGAACUCGUUUUAACUUUUCUGCUUCAGUCUUCCUUCUUUGAGAAUUCUGCCUAUUUCAGUCUUAUUCUACCCAGUAUAGAAAGGCAAUGAAGUCACUACUGAAGCCCACUUACCUUUUCCCUCAGUGUACACAAGUUAUUUAGUAUAUUUGGAAAGAGAGAGCCCCAAAAUGUGGUUUCCCUUUCUGCAUCACUCCUCUCAAGUAUAUUGUCUGGGUCUCAAAUCUUUGGGCCCUUCUCCAAUGCUCUGUCAAUGGGCUGCUUUUGGCAUGCCUGGCCCUUGGAAUAUGACCUCUAGGCUGAUAAGCUCUGUGAGACUACUAGGGCCAGCAAGUGCACACAUUCUUGGAAAACUCUCUUGCCCCUUUUGGCAAGUCUUUAUAGCCUCAGUCUCCUAACACUAGAAUAUCUUCAAAUAAUUUUGACUGAAAGCAAAAUCUUCUAUAGUGUGGCAUGUUAGAUACUUUGAGAUAAAUGUGAUCCUAAGUGCCAGACGAGAAUGGGUAGUUGGAGGAAGCUGUUGGGAUGAUGCAUUAUUUGAUCAUUUGGGCCUAAUUAAAUGAGGUUAAGGGUUCACAUACCACGACCAUGCCUGUGAUCUGUAAACCUUCUAAUAUUAAUAUUUGAGAUUGCGGAGGUUUGUGUCAGCCCAAAUAGGCCAAUUGUGGCAGAGAUGGGAGAGCCUUAAAAGUUGAUUGGCCUCAGAGCCUCUGUAAGAGAGAAAAAUGGAGAAGGAAGUCCUAUAGCUGAUACUGAGGAGAUGCCAUUCAGCAGUUCCCUUGAGAUGGGCUGGACAGAAAUAUUGCUCUUUUCAUAUACCAGACUCAGGAGCACUGAAAAAUAGAGGUUACAACUUGAGAGUUAUAGAAAUGGAUCAUUUGUGCUGCUACAGCUGCUUCUGAUAGCUAGAGUCAAAGACCACUAUUUCGCUGAAACUCGAGUAAGAAGGUUGGGGAUGUGAGAAGGUUGAAAAUCCUGAAGAGAAGGAAAAAUAUGAGGGAGGUGAAGAGAACUUUGACCUUAGCACCUGAGUUACAUUUUUUAAAGGUAACUUGUGACCACACAGCUGGUCAGGCAUUCUCUGGGUGUUCCCCCUACAGCAGUUCUUCACAGUGCUUUUGUUAUUCUCCUCCUGGAUUAUCUGGACUGUGGGUUGCUUUUGAUUCUCUGGAGCUCAUUGCCUUUUUAAUCCUGUUCCGAUCCCAUAUUUAAAAUCUUUCUAAAUCAAUUAUAUUUUGCUGCUUUUCUUUAAUUCCCUAAAAGCCAUAACUUCUACAUUUUCUGUCAGCACACACUCUUACCAGAAGUUGAAUCAAUACAGGUAGGAAGAAAACCUCCCAUAACAAUGUUUUUAGCUAAUGGUAUUUUUUUAAGCUUACCAAUAUAAGUGUUUUUGAAGGUUAUAUUUUUCAAAGUCACACAAUGAUUGUUCUUGUUUUCUCUCAUAGAAUAACUUGUCAUGGGAUAAAGAGUGGUCCCUAGCUUCUAUUUUUCCAAAUGGGUAGAACAUAUUCUUGAGAUUAUACUAUUAAAUGUUAAUCUUCUUUAAAAGAGGAAAGAUUUUUUUGUCUGCCAAAAUUAUAGGUUAGUAUUCAGAUUGGUGUAGAAAACAAAAGUACCAUUAAAGGAUGAGCCAGGUCAUGUUUCUUUAGGUUUAACAUUAAAGGAUGAGGCAGGUCGUGUUUCUUUAGGUUUGAAGUGGGCUCUCCCACCCCUUUUCAGAGGCACUGACUGUUUUGAACACAGAGACUUGAUUGGUUGGAUUGUUUUAUAUUGAGGAACCUGAAAACAAACAAACAAAAGUAUUGGAAAGGAAUGCUGGCCUUGGCAUGAAAGUUAGCCCCAUCACCGGUGCCAGUAUCCAUAGGAAUGCUUUCCUCAGUUGGUGUUCAGUAUAUUGUUUUCCUGUCUGAGUGUUAUUAAUUUAUUCAGAGUUAUUUUGGCUUUUGUCAUUUAGGCAAAUAAAGGCAAAGUGGUUUUCCUUAA